AUGUCCGGCGAAUACACGACGUUGACGGAGCUCACGUGUAUGUGCGGUAUCAAUACAUUUGUUGAUGAGGAUAAAGCAUGUGUGAGGUGUAUGGUGUCUAGGGAGGAGAUUUCCGCCAUCGAAGCCACGGAGUACAAUGAUGCAGUGGAAGCUGGCUACAGUUCGAUACCCUCGGGCGGUGACUCGGGAAAUGGGAACUACGUAAAUGGAGGAAACUCUGACAAUGGCUCUAACGGCGGUGAAACCAAUAAUGGAUCCGGGAGCGAGACCAACACAGCCGAGACCAACAACGGAGCAGCGGACAACUCAAACGCAGCCGGGAGUACUCAUUCGAACGGCGUUGAAGGUUUAGCCAUGAGAUCGGAACAGUUGAUAUUUGGGGCGGUAUUCGCAGCUGGGAUAGCCUAUGUUUUGUAG
Morchella importuna is the source of this 417-nucleotide messenger RNA. RefSeq lists its product as uncharacterized. The transcript is spliced from 3 exons. The coding region runs from base 1 to 417 and encodes 138 amino acids. NCBI's taxonomy places the organism in Eukaryota, Fungi, Ascomycota, Pezizomycetes, Pezizales, Morchellaceae. The record is from RefSeq and is a predicted model, not a curated record.